This is a messenger RNA of Oncorhynchus tshawytscha (Chinook salmon), 484 nucleotides long. Its product is annotated as epididymis-specific alpha-mannosidase-like. The record is from RefSeq and is a predicted model, not a curated record. The coding region runs from base 101 to 364 and encodes 87 amino acids. NCBI's taxonomy places the organism in Eukaryota, Metazoa, Chordata, Actinopteri, Salmoniformes, Salmonidae. The transcript is spliced from 2 exons.
UCUCUUUUAUAUUCCAUCUAUCACAUCUUUCACACAGUCACUCGUACCACACUACAUCUUAGUAAGGUGCAGGUCUAAUAUCGGGUGGCUCACAUUAAUAAUGGAUUGUGUCCGCAGGGAGGAAGCAGAUGAGGACUACACCUACUCUGUCACCACCAGAAUACCAGAGAGUUUCCCCAGCGGCAGGCUGUGUUACAGGUUGGAGCAGAGCUACUCGCUGGGCCCCCUGGAGGUCAACACUGAGGCUGUCCUCAGGAUCAAGACCAGCCUGAACAACAACAAUUGUUCGUUCAUGAAGCUCUUCCUGGAUGACAAGAUUUCACAGGUGGUUGACAUCUCAAACACUACAGCCUACUCCAACUGAAUUGACAUCUCCUGAAUCUCAAAAGGUACACUGAUACAGUAACUUCUCUCAUCUUUUAACAAAAAGGUAUGUAUCCAGAUGUUUCACCCCCACCAAUGCUGAACUGAAGCUUACCAACAC